Messenger RNA from Cryptomeria japonica (Japanese cedar), 897 nucleotides. Its product is annotated as nuclear transcription factor Y subunit B-6. Gene Ontology annotation, cellular component: CCAAT-binding factor complex; nucleus. The record is from RefSeq and is a predicted model, not a curated record. Gene Ontology annotation, biological process: regulation of transcription by RNA polymerase II. Gene Ontology annotation, molecular function: protein heterodimerization activity; DNA-binding transcription activator activity, RNA polymerase II-specific; RNA polymerase II cis-regulatory region sequence-specific DNA binding. Bases 158 to 697 code for a protein of 179 amino acids. NCBI's taxonomy places the organism in Eukaryota, Viridiplantae, Streptophyta, Pinopsida, Cupressales, Cupressaceae. The transcript is spliced from 2 exons.
CAUCAUGAGCAAGUGAGCUCUUUUCUCCUGUUUCUUCUGGUAUAAAUAAUGGGUCUUCUUCUUCUGUCCUCAUUGAAUUGCUGUUCUCAAAGUUUGUAGCUUUCCUCCAUAUCUGUUCAAUCGGCAUAGAUAUUAUUAUACAUCCUCUUCUUCAGAUAUGAUGUCAGAAGUGGGAAGCCCUACAAGCCAGGAUAGCAGAAACUCUGAGGAUGGUGAUAGGGAGAACUGUGCUGUGAGAGAGCAAGAUAGGUUCAUGCCCAUUGCUAAUGUCAUCAGGAUAAUGAGAAAAGUGCUCCCUACUCAUGCCAAGAUAUCUGAUGAUGCGAAGGAGACCAUUCAGGAAUGUGUCUCUGAGUACAUAAGCUUCAUCACCAGUGAAGCAAAUGACCGUUGUCAAAGAGAACAGAGAAAAACCAUAACUGCAGAGGAUGUACUGUGGGCCAUGAACAAAUUGGGUUUUGAUGAUUAUGUUGAGCCCUUGACUAUUUAUCUGCAAAAGUACAGAGAAAUUGAAGGUGAUCAUAGAGGGUCUAUCAGAGGGGAGCCCCUGCCAAGGAAAGAAAUGAAUGCUCUUGCAUUGUCUGCUGGUUUUCAAAUGAGUCAUCAGGGCCUUUAUGGAGCCUCAGGACUGGGAUAUUACAAGGACUCAAUGCCAAGUUCAAACAUUAACUAUGAUCCUUAUGCCCAGUAUAAGUGAAAUUGAAUCAAACUGAGCAAUUGUCUUGAGUUUCAUUUUGUCAAUUCCCUAAAGGCUCUGUUGCAGAACAGGAGCUGCACCUCUUUCAAGUGUGAAGUAUAUAAUCUAUACUGUUUCUAUGAUACAAUUAUCUACUCGUUGAUAGAGUGGGUGGGUAUGCAAGAAAAUGUUGUGUUUAUUUGAGCUGGUUGCUUAAUUUA